AUGCAGACUGCUUCCACAAACAUUUGUGAAAGAAUGGGUCACUCUCAGGAGGUUGGUGAAUUCAAGCAUUGCACCGUGAUAGGUUGCCACCUGUGCAAUAAGUCCAUCCUUGAAAUUUCCUUGCUACUAAAUAUUCCACGGUCAACUGUUAGUGGUAUUAUAACAAAGUGGAAGCAACUGGGAACAACAGCAAUUCAGCCAUGAAAGCCAGGUCAGUGCAUGUUGAAGCAUACAGUGUGCAGAAGUCACCAACUGUCUGCAGAGACAAUAGCUUAAGACCUCCAAACUUUGUGUGGUCUUCAGAUUAGCACAACAACAGUGCAUAGAGAGCUGCAUGGAAUGGGUUUCCAUGGC
Molecule: messenger RNA, 354 nt
Organism: Staurois parvus
Lineage: Eukaryota; Metazoa; Chordata; Amphibia; Anura; Ranidae
Source: the annotation of a GenBank genome assembly